AUGUCGCGUUUCGGUAUGUUCGCCUCCGGAGGACACUUCUCCAGCCUCCUCAGUCGCUUUGCAGUCUUCCCUCUGCAAACCCCUCCUGCAGCUGCUGUACCCGCAAACGUUUCCCCGCCCUCGUUCGCACACUCACCAACGUUGGCAACAGCACGGCUGAGUGACUCUCCAUUCUGGUCGUCUAACUGGUCCACUUGGCUCUUGAAGCCAUUCGACCCCGACAGUCGGGCUCUCGACUCGUCACUUUGUUCCACGACUCUCUUCACGUGCUCUCGAUGGUGCUUGAAUUGCUUUGCUGUUGUUGGUGCCGUUGCUUGUACAGGAGUCGUCGUGGCGUUUGUCGAGGUUUUGGCGACUGUUGAUAUUGUUGAUGGCAACCCGGUCGGCCAUGCGAGCCAGUCUGCCAGUCCGGACGAAACGGAGGAGGCUGAGGCAGUUUGGGAAGUUGGCGUUGCCACGACGUCUGGCGCGUCUGACGACAAGACCUCGUCCUCACGAAGCGGAGGAUGGGAGGCAGCAAAGCACGAGGAAGAGGAGGAAGAGGAGGAAGAGGAGGAAGAGGAAGAUGAAGACGUGGAGGAGGACGAGCAAGAAGGUGAAGAGGAAGAUGAUGAGCAAGAGGGUGAGGAUGAGGACGCCGAGGAGGAGGAGGACCUGCAGGCAACAAGUGAAAGUAAAUCACCGGUCAUCUCGACACCGGCCAUCUCCUAG
This is a messenger RNA of Protopolystoma xenopodis, 711 nucleotides long. NCBI's taxonomy places the organism in Eukaryota, Metazoa, Platyhelminthes, Monogenea, Polystomatidea, Polystomatidae. The record is from the annotation of a GenBank genome assembly.